CCCGUGGACGCCCCGUGCCGAAGCCUGGCCGAGGGCAUGGCCCGGCUGCCCCAGAUGAAGCCCAAAGCCGGCACCGAGAUCAGGUUCACGGAGCUGCCGAAGCAGACGUACCCCGAUGGUGCCACCCCGGAGGAGAUCACCAGGCACAGCAUGGACCUCAGCUACACCCUGGAGAAAGUGAUCACCCAGCGCUACGCCAGCCGGCCUCUGGAGCUGCUGGCUGAGCUGCAGUUUGCUUUCAUCUGCUUCCUGAUCGGGAAUGUGUAUGAUGCAUUUGAGCACUGGAAAAGACUCUUAAACAUCCUGUGCCGAUCUGAAGAUGCCAUAGGGAAGUAUCAAGACCUUUACAUCAAUCUAAUUUCUGUGCUUUAUCAUCAGCUCAGUGAAAUCCCAUCUGAUUUUUUUGUGGACAUUGUCUCCCAGGACAACUUUUUAACCAGCACCUUACAGGUGUUUUUUUCCUGCACGUGCAGUGCUGCUGUUGAUGGGACCCUAAGGAAAAAGGCUGAAAAAUUCAAGGCUCACCUAACGAAGAAAUUUAAAUGGGACUUUGAAGCAGAACCUGAUGACUGUGCUCCUGUAGUGGUAGAACUACCUGGGGGUGUACAGGCAGACUAAACAAAAUGCUCACUUAGAAACAAACAGUUUUUUAAAAUAACUCGUCAUGUCUUCUCCAACUUUGCCAGCUUGCUAAAGUCUGAGGCUGACUCCUCUUUGUCCUGUAGAAACAGAUGUGGAAAACCCAGGAGGAUUCCUAAUUUUGUGAGACCACAACUGUUGGAGGAGCUUUGUCACAUGGCUGUUUUGGACAGUUGCAGCAUCUCAUUCUGAACAGAGCUGACCUCUAGCUCCCUGGUCCCUUCCAUCAUCCUGGGCUAGGGGUGAAACCCUGUUUGGAGAGCAUCUGUGGUUUACACUUGCAGCCUUUGCUGCUCCAAUUUUAUGCCUUCUGAGCGAGGAGUGAAAGCCCAUAUGACUGGUCACUGCAGCUUUUGACAGCCCGACCCCAAGCUGUGAACUGAAAAGCUCUGCUCUUCCUAGGCUUGCAUUACAGGAAUGUCACCACAGCUAGUUUGGAACUGUUUUGGAUGCUUAUGCUGCUUACUGUGACUUAUUGCAAUGAUCUGUUGUGGAGGAGGACCCAAAGCUGCAGCAAAAUUCCUCCCAUUUCAUACCCCUAAUACUGAGGUAUCUUAUUGCUCCCUUUUAUUAAAGCCUUUUGUAUUUACUGCUGACAUUCUGAUAGCCUCGUGUAAAAGAAAGGUAAGAGUUUGGUAACCAGAAAUAGAGUUAUUGGACAGUAGUCAUCCAGGUCUUGAAGAAGAGAGCCAACAUGAGAUAAAAGGUCAGACUUCCACAUGAACUGGAUCCUCUGUUUUGUUAUAAUUGGAAAUCUUACAUAUUUUCACUUGUGACAGUCUCUUCUUCUCCCCAUUUCCCACAGGUAGGCUGUAAGAAAACUUGUGGUGGUCAUUCAGAGCUGCACAGGGACUUAGUCCUACCACUCACUUGUUACUUUCUUUGCUGUUAGACUCCUUCAGGAAUUUGUCCGUAUGCAUGUCUAACAAGACAGUGCUAUUUGUUAGUCUUUUAUAGUUCAAAAUAAAUCUCAAGAGUCUUGCCUACA
Molecule: messenger RNA, 1627 nt
Organism: Athene cunicularia (burrowing owl)
Lineage: Eukaryota; Metazoa; Chordata; Aves; Strigiformes; Strigidae
Gene: AAR2
Product: AAR2 splicing factor homolog
Exons: 3
Biological process (GO): spliceosomal tri-snRNP complex assembly
Source: RefSeq, a predicted model, not a curated record